AAUGCGCCACAUUUCAUCUAUAAAAGACACAAGCCUCAUUUGCCUAUAAUAUAUAUAACUUACACUCUUCUCUUCUUUAAGACCAAACUUGUGAUAUCUUCUUUCUCUAUUUUCAACAAUGGCAAGAAAAAUGUGCAUUGUUGUACUCUUCCUAGUUCAAAUGCUGCUUCUUCCUCUACAAAACCAUGCUGAGAUUGUUGUGUCCACCGUUGAGGCUCCAGCUCCACAACCUAGCAAAAGCAGUGGCACUAAUCAAUUUCCCAAUCAUGGCAUCACUGAAGGCAGUCUUCAACCACAAGAAUGUGGACCACGAUGCACUAAUAGAUGCUCAAACACACAAUACAAGAAGCCAUGCUUAUUCUUUUGCAACAAGUGUUGUGCCAAGUGUUUGUGUGUGCCUCCUGGCUAUUAUGGCAACAAGCAGGUUUGCCCUUGCUACAACAACUGGAAGACCAAAAGGGGAGGACCCAAAUGCCCUUAAAAGUUUUAACAUUAUCUAUCAAGUCUCUUUAAUACAUCACUAUAGAAGUCUAGCACAAGUUAUUGAUGCGCAGUAUGUGAGUAUUGUAAACUCUGAGAGUUCGUUCUAGCUCGAUUUCUACCGAUAAAAUAUAUUAUAUUACCACUCAAUGUAUGUACAAGCACUACCAUUAAAAAAAAAAAAUGCACAAUCACUAGAAUUUGUAUCCAAGAUAUUUAAAGUACCUUAAUUUAAUUAUGUUUGUCUUUAUGUA
Medicago truncatula (barrel medic) is the source of this 734-nucleotide messenger RNA. Its product is annotated as gibberellin-regulated protein 13. The coding region runs from base 119 to 481 and encodes 120 amino acids. The transcript is spliced from 4 exons. NCBI's taxonomy places the organism in Eukaryota, Viridiplantae, Streptophyta, Magnoliopsida, Fabales, Fabaceae. The record is from RefSeq and is a predicted model, not a curated record.